AUGGUGCUCGUCACGCUGAGUGUGCUGGUGAGUCGGUCCGGCUAUCGCAUUCUGGGCGCCUGCCUGAAGAUCAUCAGGGCUCUCGGGGGCUUCCCCUACUCCUGGAAGGACGUCGAGCGCCCCAGCAGAGGCUUCGAAAGGGCUUUGGGCAAGAUAAAGCCUCAAGCUGGAAUCCUGAACGGCCUUCCGUACUUGUUCGAGAAAAAGUUAUCUCUGGCGGUGUGCUCUUGGCUGUUUACGUUCCUGAUGGCCGCGCACACGGGGGCAUUCACCGUUCUGAAAGUCCUGCAGAGCAAGAACAGAGCCACGACCACCACGGACGUCGCCCAGACCAUCAGCAUGGUCGUCGUGGCCGUGUCGUCCUUCGGGCUGCUCGCCAACUUGGCCUUCAACAACCCCAGCCUGUUCGUCCUGUCGUCCAAGCUGCACGCCAUCGUGUCCCACGCGCGCGAGCAUCCCUGGAAGCCCCACAGGGACGCCCUGUUCAUGAUCACGCUGCUGGUGUGUGAGGCCACCUUUGCCGUUGACUGCUACGAGUGCACGCACCACAUCGUCAACCUCAUUCUGCACAAGGAGAUCACCUUCAUGAUCAUGUACCUGAGCCUCGGCUACUUCCUGCUGCUGGUGAUGCUCAACGCCGUCAUGGCCGGGACCAUGUUCCUCUACUACGCGCUGUCGAGGAUGAUGGCCUCGGGCUACGAGCACCUGCUGCACGAGCCCAAGACCCGUCUGCCGCAGACCAGGAGCGGGCGCGUCGAGGAUCCCACGGUGGCGCCCGUGUUCAUGCCGUCGCCGGCGGGCGAGGCUGAGGCCGCGUUCGUGCGACUUCUGGCCACGAAGGGGAAGGGCGAGGUGACGGUCACGCCCGUGACGCACGAGGACCUGCGCCUCGCCGAGGACAUCGUCGAGAACCUGCACGAGUAUCAGCGGCGUUUCAACAAGUACUUCUCGCUGGCGGCGCUCCUGGUGCAGCUGCAGUCCGUGAUCACCGUCACCGUGUCCAUCUUCAUGGUGCUCACCGCCGGAGGAUCCCUGGGGGUCUGCGCCAGGAUCCUCCACCAGACCUGCUUCCUGGUCCUCCUGUGCUGCGGCCCAGAUGGCGUCAACUUCAGGCGCCAGCAGCUUUUCGCUUCCAUCAUGAUGCUGCGAAGGCGAUGCAACAGCGAGAUGGAAAGCAAGAUGAGCAGACUUCUGGACCUUCUGCACAUUUUUCCCGAUUACGACAUGGGGCGGUGUCUGACCCUCAGCAGGGCCAAUCUUAUAAGCGUGAGUAUCUCCUGGCAGCUUUUGUGGAUCUGA
This is a messenger RNA of Penaeus monodon (black tiger shrimp), 1299 nucleotides long. RefSeq lists its product as uncharacterized. The transcript has 3 exons. The record is from RefSeq and is a predicted model, not a curated record. NCBI's taxonomy places the organism in Eukaryota, Metazoa, Arthropoda, Malacostraca, Decapoda, Penaeidae. The coding region runs from base 1 to 1299 and encodes 432 amino acids.